Molecule: messenger RNA, 369 nt
Organism: Alexandromys fortis (reed vole)
Lineage: Eukaryota; Metazoa; Chordata; Mammalia; Rodentia; Cricetidae
Product: cytochrome P450 3A31-like
Exons: 4
Coding region: 1-369 (122 amino acids)
Biological process (GO): oxidative demethylation; steroid metabolic process
Molecular function (GO): oxidoreductase activity, acting on paired donors, with incorporation or reduction of molecular oxygen; testosterone 6-beta-hydroxylase activity; iron ion binding
Source: RefSeq, a predicted model, not a curated record
AUGAUCAUUGUUAGACGCCCUCCUUUUAUGAUGUUGCCUAUAGAUUUGGAAAAUGAUCCCUGGUUGCAUGAUGGUCAAACACCUGUGUUAGCUAUCACGGACACAGAGAUGAUCAAGAAUGUACUAGUGAAGGACUUCUAUUCUGUGUUCACAAACCGACGGAUUAUUGGCCCAGUGGGGAUAAUGAGUAAAGCCCUGACCAUAUCUAAGGAUGAGGAGUGGAAGAGAAUUCGAGCCUUGCUGUCUCCCACCUUCACCAGUGGAAAACUCAAAGAGAUGUUCCCCAUUACUGAACAGUAUGGAGAUAUUUUGGUAAAAUAUUUGAGAAGAGAGGCAGAGAAAGGCAAGCCUCUUACCUUGAAAGAAUGA